AUGUUUGCUCAAUCUUUGGUGCUUUUUGUGCUUAGCACGUUAACAUUAAUAUUAGCAAAUGAUGAUCCAUCAUUGCAACGAUUUCGUGGUCAUAUUUUAAAAAGCAAUGGAAAAUAUGAAAUAAUAACAGCAUUAGCUAAUUCUUAUAAACCACCUGAUACAAAUUUGAAUAAUAUCUUGGCAACUGGAUUUUGGGAUCAAACCUAUAAUAUCACUGGUUGGUCUGUAUUAGAAAUAAAAACAUUAGAUAAUCAAACAAAUAUUGAACAAGCUUAUUCAGCUGGAUUACUCGAAGGGCAAUUUACGCGAGAAUUAACUAGUAUGCAAUGGCAAAAUAGCAUUGAUGAUAUUUGUGCUAAUCAAUCAGAAUUUUGUUCUUAUCUUAAACAAUUUUUUCAAAUUCAACUUGAUUGGAUGUAUACACAAAUUGAUAGUUAUCCUGAUGAUGAAUAUUGGCAUCAAGUAAAUUUACUUCUUGUUCAACUAAAUGGUCUCAUUGAUGGAAAUGAAAAUAACCCACGUGGGCCCAGAAAAGAACUUGAUAAUCCACUUGGAUUCUUUUUAUUUCAAGUAGUCGAAUCUGUUGGUGAUCUAGCUGAUCGUUUUAAUGUAUCCAAUGUUGAACGACAUGAUAGUUGUUCAGCUUUAAUUAAAAUCUUACCUGAUUAUAAUGAUAUAUUUGUUUCACAUGCUGAUUGGAGUAAUUAUAAAACAAUGUUAAAAGUAAUUAAACGUUAUGUAAUGCCAUUAAAACGAUCAUCAGCGGCAGAAAGUCCUCUUAUUCCAGGAGCUGAUAUAAUCUUUUCAUCUUAUCCAGGAACACUUCAUUCAGUUGAUGAUUUUUAUAUGACACAUCCAGCUCAAAUGACAAUAAUCGAAACAACAAUUGUUAAUAAUAAUCGAAAUUUAUUACAUAAUAUAAUUCCAAUUUCUGUACCAGAAUGGAUUCGUGUUGUUAUUUCUAAUCGUCUAGCUAAUUCUGGUCGUGAAUGGAUUGAUAAAUUUUUUCUUUAUAAUGAUGGAACAUAUAAUAAUCAAUGGAUGAUUACUGAUUUUAAACGAUUUACACCAAAAAACAAACCACAAUCUGAAUUUUUAAUGGUUGCUGAACAAUUAGUAACUGAUUUUGAAUACCAAGAUAUGACAGACACAUUAGUUAAUCAAACAUAUUGGGCAUCAUAUAAUAAUGUUUAUUUUCCACGUUUUCGAGAUUUAUCAGGUGAAGAAGCAAUAGUUCAUGAAAAAGGACCAGAAUUAUAUUCAUGGCAAAAUUCAUCACGAGCAAAAAUAUUUAGACGUGAUCAUAUAAAAGUUGUUGAUCUUGAAUCCAUGAUUCAUAUGAUGAGAUAUAAUAAUUUUCAAAAUGAUUCUUUAUCAGCAUGUAAUUGUACUCCACCAUACUCAUCAGAAUUAACAAUUGCUGCACGAUGUGAUCUUAAUCCAUCUAAUGGAACGUACCCAGAUCCACCAUUAGGACAUCGAAUUCAUGGUGCAACAGAUGCUAAAAUUACUAACUAUGCAAUGAUGCAAAACUUUUCGCUUGUUGCUAUUGCUGGUCCAACAUCAGAUAAUCAACCACCAUUUGUUUGGAGUGAAUCAGAUUUCAAUACAAAUGUAUCACAUAUUGGCCAUCCAGAUAAAUGGAAUUUUACAUCAUUUACACCAACAUGGGUGUUUUCGUGA
Molecule: messenger RNA, 1683 nt
Organism: Rotaria sp. Silwood2
Lineage: Eukaryota; Metazoa; Rotifera; Eurotatoria; Philodinida; Philodinidae
Source: the annotation of a GenBank genome assembly